This is a messenger RNA of Euleptes europaea (tarantolino), 415 nucleotides long. It is a transcript of the gene POLE4, whose product is annotated as DNA polymerase epsilon 4, accessory subunit. The coding region runs from base 1 to 378 and encodes 125 amino acids. Gene Ontology annotation, cellular component: epsilon DNA polymerase complex; nucleus. Gene Ontology annotation, molecular function: protein heterodimerization activity. Lineage: Eukaryota; Metazoa; Chordata; Lepidosauria; Squamata; Sphaerodactylidae. The transcript is spliced from 4 exons. The record is from RefSeq and is a predicted model, not a curated record.
AUGGCGGCCAUGGCGGGAGCGGAGGGGGCGACGCCGGCCGCUUCCACAGCGGCGGCGCCGGCGGAGGACCCCGAGCCUUCAGCGCUUGCUCCCGCUCCCGCCGCCUCGGCUUCGGACCCCUCGAGCGCGGCCCGCCCGGCUCGCCUGCCGCUGGCACGGGUGAAGGCGCUGGUCAAGGCGGACCCUGACGUCACUCUGGCCAGCCAAGAAGCCGUUUUCAUCUUGGCGCGCGCCGCGGAGUUGUUCGUGGAAACCAUCGCAAAAGAUGCCUACAUCUAUGCCCAGCAAGGAAAAAGGAAAACCCUACAGAGGAAAGAUCUAGACAAUGCCAUUGAAGCAAUAGAUGAAUUUGCCUUUCUGGAAGGUACCCUGGACUGAAGAGAACAAAGAGGAAUCUCUGGAAGGAGAAAGAUCC